Quercus robur (English oak) is the source of this 348-nucleotide messenger RNA. RefSeq lists its product as uncharacterized. The transcript has a single exon. The record is from RefSeq and is a predicted model, not a curated record. NCBI's taxonomy places the organism in Eukaryota, Viridiplantae, Streptophyta, Magnoliopsida, Fagales, Fagaceae. Bases 1 to 348 code for a protein of 115 amino acids.
AUGGAUGAAGAUGUGUGCAUGCUCUGUUCAAGAGAGGCCGAAACAGGGGUCCAUGCUCUGUGGGAUUGCGCCGUUGCAAGGGAUGUCUGGGCGGGUAGUCUGGUUCGGCUGCAAAAAUGGAGCGUGGGUCAACAGGAUGUUCUUCAAUUAUUUCAAGAACUGAUGAUCCGGUUAGCCACAGCUGAGUUCAAGCUUUUCCUGGUUCAGUCUUGGCUAAUUUGGAGCCAAAGAAACACCGUAGUUCAUGGGGGAAAAAUGAAAGACCCGAGAUGGCUCAAUAAGAGGGCAUGGGAUUACCUUAAUGAGUUUCAGCAAUCACAAGACCAAUUGAAUCCCCAGCUGCAAUGA